CAAAAGGACCCAAUCGAAGCAGCGCCUCAUCUCAUCCAAACACCAACAACCACUCUCACCGUACCAAAUGUACGUGCCUUCCGCUUCUCUAUCCGGUUACUCUGUGGCGAUGAACAGCUUAACGGCGAGUUUCACAGCUCGAAUAUGCGCCACGCGCCGCGACCUACUACUCCCUAUACGACACCGUUCCCUUCAUCCUUUCACUACCAGACGCGUCGCCACCAAACUCACUCCUCCAAGAAUCGUUUGCAUGGCGGAACCUUAUCUGAUAACGAAGCUUGAGUCCGCCGAGAAAACGUGGAAAGAGUUAUCGGUCAAGCUUGCUGAUCCAGACGUAGUUUCUGAUCCAAAGGAGUACCAGAAGUUAGCACAAUCAGUUUCAGAGCUUGAUGAGGUUGUGUCCACGUAUAGGAGAUUUAAAGACUGUGAGAAGGUUCUAGAAGAAACCAAAGCUUUAGCGAAGGAUGAUGGCAACGAUGAGGAUAUGGUGGAAAUGAUAUCUUUUGAAAUUGACACUUUGUCCAAGCAACUCGCGGAGCUUGAGGAAAAAAUUAAGGUGUUACUGCUUCCCAGUGAUCCUAUGGAUGCUAGAAACAUAUUGCUUGAAGUACGAGCAGGCACUGGUGGUGACGAGGCCGGAAUAUGGGCUGGUGAUCUUGUUCGAAUGUAUGAAAGAUAUAGUGAAAGGAAUUCUUGGAAGUAUUCUCUUGUCUCAAGCUCUGCGGCAGAAAAAGGAGGAUACAAAACUUAUGUGAUGGAAAUAAAGGGAAAUCGUGUUUACAGUAAAUUGAAAUAUGAAUCUGGUGUCCACCGAGUUCAACGGGUUCCCCUAACAGAAACUCAGGGCCGGGUACAUACUUCUACUGCAACAGUGGCCAUCAUGCCAGAGGCUGAUGAAGUUGAAGUCGUAAUUGACCCAAAAGAUAUUGAACUGACAACGGCACGUUCUGGGGGUGCUGGAGGCCAGAAUGUUAACAAGGUUGAAACAGCCAUUGAUCUCUUCCAUAAACCAACGGGAAUCCGUAUCUUUUGUACUGAAGAAAGGACACAACUUAAGAACAGGAAUCGCGCUUUUCAGUUGCUCCGAGCAAAACUAUAUGAGAUUAAGGUAAGGGAGCAACAGGAGUCAUUACGAAAUCAAAGGAAAUUACAGGUCGGUACAGGUGCACGUUCAGAAAAAAUUCGAACAUACAAUUAUAAGGACAACAGGGUUACUGACCACAGAUUGAAGAUAAACUAUGAGCUCACCUCUUUUCUUGAUGGUGAUAUAGAAGAUGCUGUUCAGUCUUGUGUUACAAUGGAGCAAAAGGAACUUCUGGAAGAACUUGCUGAAUCUGUGGGUGCUCCGGCUGGCUGAUAUGCAGCAGAUUUUGCCCUAGUAAUUUGAAUUUUUUUUGCUGGAGUAAUUUUCACAAUGGAAGAUCUGCCAUAUUGUUGUUUUCCUGAAUGUGCCCCAUCAUCCAAAGUUUGAGACAUACCGUAUCAAGUUGAUUGAUUGCCAAUGUGUAGUAGAUAGGGGCACUUUUACAUGUAACAUUUCAUUAUAUAGUACUCUGUAAAAAUCUGUUUCAUUAUGUAAAGUGAUGCAAUUGACUUUUGCUUUUUGUGCUC
Molecule: messenger RNA, 1611 nt
Organism: Glycine soja
Lineage: Eukaryota; Viridiplantae; Streptophyta; Magnoliopsida; Fabales; Fabaceae
Product: peptide chain release factor APG3, chloroplastic-like
Exons: 15
Coding region: 68-1357 (429 amino acids)
Biological process (GO): chloroplast organization; thylakoid membrane organization; plastid translation
Cellular component (GO): chloroplast
Molecular function (GO): translation release factor activity, codon specific
Source: RefSeq, a predicted model, not a curated record